Molecule: messenger RNA, 4956 nt
Organism: Amyelois transitella
Lineage: Eukaryota; Metazoa; Arthropoda; Insecta; Lepidoptera; Pyralidae
Exons: 9
Coding region: 317-3931 (1204 amino acids)
Biological process (GO): protein phosphorylation; multicellular organism development; cell surface receptor protein tyrosine kinase signaling pathway
Cellular component (GO): signaling receptor complex
Molecular function (GO): ATP binding; transmembrane receptor protein tyrosine kinase activity
Source: RefSeq, a predicted model, not a curated record
GGCCGCGUAGCGCAGUCGCAGCGCGCGCGCCUCUUGCUGUCACAGUUUGUUUCAAUAUUCGCGCACGGAUCCGUGUUUUCAUGUGUGUCGUGCUCUCGGAAGUACCUUCGCCGUGAAGCGUCUCUCCCGGGCCAGUUGGAAAUAGUUCCGGGACAGGAUCAUAUCUGCGCCCGUUUGAGCCUGUUGUCUGAUGUACUGUUGCAAUUGCACUGGAAAUUCCGGCCUUUGACGGCCGCCUGGAAAUGUAUCUGUUCCAAAGCAGCUGACUGCUUCAACUUGACCUAAAUACUAGGUCUUUUUAUCACCCAACGUUCUAAUGUGUUUAGGACGCAGCGGCGGCGCGUGGUGCGCGGGCCUGCUGCUGCUCGCCGUGGCGCGCCCGCCGCCUGCGCGCGCGCAGCCCGCCGCCGUUACAGUUAGUACCGAUAAUGAAGUGGGAUGGCGGGUGACGGUGAGCGCGGUGUCGCCCGACGGGAGCGUAGCGGGCGGCGCGGCGCUGGCGCGGCUCGCGGCGGCGGCGCUGGCGGCGCGCGGCGUGCCGGCGCAGGCGAGCGCGCCGCCGGCCGCCUGCGCCGCGCCCGACGCGCCCGCCUGCCUGGACGCGAUGCUGCGCGCGCUGGCGGACGGCGAGCUGGACGCGGCGCUCGUGCCCGCGCCCGCGACCGCCGCGCCCUCCAGCCCGCUCCUGCGCGACGCCGGGCUGGAACACUUGGGCGUCGCCGCGCCGCCGGUGCGUCGGGCCUGUCUCACCACGCGGGGUGUGCUGCGCUCUAUUCUCGACCUUGUUGACGUCGAUCUAGCCCGCCUCUAUAAGUUGUCUGCUGAUGACCUCGAGCUCAUUUCUAGGUUUCCCUGCCAAAACAGCGAUUGUGAAAGUGAAACUUACGUUCCCGAACAAUGUCACGAUGACAAUAUACCUUGUGCUACUGUGUUGACUGGAGAUAAAAUCGAGUUAGAUGUGAUGUCACGUGUUGUGCACGAACAUGGACUAUACGCGCGAGUGAUAUCCCUGGGUAUGAAUCUUCCUGUAAUAGCUGCAACAAUAAAAGACCGGAAUUUAGUAGUAUGUGACCGCGCACCCGAAUUCACCCAGCUGGCAAACCUGACCGCGCGCACACUCGGCCCUCCGCCAUGCCAAGACCAUUGCCCCGCAGGUCGCUGUCGCGCGCACUCCAACUCAUGCCCGUUCGAACCGCGACAACUCCUCAAAUUUGCUAAUGCUCGAUCAUUGACACGGUCCGCAACGGCGCUUCGAGUUCUCACACGGCUGUGGUUUGACAUUAAUGAAUUUCGCGAUCUCAUCGUGCAAGCUCAUCUUAAUGGUCCAGCUGCAGCGGCAGACGCUUACCUCGAUGCUCAUCCGCAAGCCGCCCCUCUCGGAGAGGUACGCACGGCCGUCUUGAUUCCUGUAAACACGUCACGAGAGGCGUUUAACGCUCGGGCCUUGGUCGCAGCUGCCGCUCUGGCCGAAGAGGAUCUUAUGGAGGCCGGGAUCCCUAGCGCGGCACACUUUAAGGCUGAACUCAGCGACGAUGGAUGUGCGGCUCCACAUGCAUACAAAUAUCUUACAGACGCGCUGGGCACGGGCGAGUAUGGCGCGCUGUCGGCUGUGGCUGGUCCAGCUUGCGGCGCGGCGUGGGCAGACGCGUCUAGGCUCAGCCCAGCGCACGUGCUGCCGGUUCUAGCGUACACCCCGCAACCCGCCCCAGCGCCACCCGCAGCGUCGCUCGCGCUGUUGGCGGCGGGAGACUCGCGAGAUCUCUCUCUAGCGUGGGGAUCAGUGCUGAGACACUUUGGAUGGCGGCGAUUAGCGGUUUUAAGUGAACCAGCCACGCGAGCUUCAUUCGAUCAUUCCACCUUGCAAGUGGAUGUCGUUGUGCAUAUCGAGUUAUCCGAAAAUGCAGAUAACCACAGUGACUUGAUCAAUCGGUGGAUAGAUCGCGUAAAAGCUGUAAACGCGCGUAUUUUAUACGUGAACCUAGAAGACGUUCGUGGCGUGCGCGCGGCGCUGUGUGCGGGCCGGGCGGCCGGGCUGACGGGGCCGGGCGGCGCGGUGUGGCUGCUUCCGGGCGCCCCGCCGCCGCACUGGCUGCGGCCCACAAUAAACGACAUGCCUGCUUGCGCAGUGGACCAGCUCGCUGAAGCCGCGGAGGGACACUUGAGCUUCGCACCAGAAUGGUUGGUGGCUUGGCGUGAUGGAGAACAUGAGCAGGCGGUAAUGAUAUCGGAUGACGAGAGCGCGAGGCGGUCGCGGUGGCGGCGCCGCUGGCGCGCGCGGUGCGAGGCGCGCGGCGGGCGCGGCGCGGGCGGCGCGUGCGUCGCGGCGGACGCGCACGCGGCGCUGCUGUACGACGUGCUGCGGCUGUGGGCGGCGGCGCUGGACGCGCUGCUGGCGCGACUCCCCGCCGCGCUCGACGACCUGCAUCAGCCGGAGCUUGUACGUUCGCUGAUUGAAAAUGCAACUACAAGCGAUUACGUUGGCCUCACUGGUCGCUUCGAGUGGAGUAGCGAGACCGGCGCACACGCGCGCGUGUCGCCGCUGGUGCUGCAGCAGUGGAACAACGGCACGCGGCGGCGAGUAGCUCGCUGGACGCGCGCCGGGCUGGCCGUGGAGGGCGCCGUCCGCUGGCGCAGCAAGGACGGCGGCGCCCCCGACGACGGCGCCGAGCGCUGCACGCUGCAGCCGCUGGCCGACCUCCUGCACGCGGACUGCAGGACGGCGCUCGUGGCGCUCGCCGCGCUGCUGCUGGCGGCGGCCGUGGGCGCGCUGGCCGGGCUGGCCGUGCACUGCCGGCGCCGCGCCGAGCAGGAGUACCGGGCGCGCCUCGCCGCCCUCGACAUGCGCACCAUCUCUCUCAAGCCCGGCGGCCUCGACCGCUGGGAGGUGCCUCGCGAGAGGGUCGUCAUAAACCGCAAACUCGGCACCGGCGCGUUCGGCACGGUGUAUGGCGGCCACGCGCUCCUAUCCGAGGAGCGGGGCUGGACGGCCGUCGCUGUCAAAACUCUAAAGGCGGGCGCCACCACCGAAGAAAAACUAGACUUUCUUUCCGAGGCGGAAGCCAUGAAACGCUUCGACCAUAAAAACAUAGUACGUUUACUAGGAGUUGUAACGAAGACUGAACCAGUGUGCACUGUGAUGGAAUUCAUGUUAUAUGGUGACUUAAAAAACUAUCUGCUGGCUCGCCGCCACCUGGCGGGCGUGGACUGUGGGGAAGGUGCAGAAGAGGUUUCAGCGCGACGUUUGACUGCGAUGGCGCUGGACGCGGCCCGCGCAUUGUCCUACCUCGCUCAGCUGCGAUACGUCCACCGCGACGUGGCUGCGCGGAACUGCCUGGUCAGCGCGCACCGCCAAGUGAAGCUGGCCGACUUCGGCAUGACGCGGCUUGUGUUUGAAAAUGACUACUACCGCUUCAGCCGCAAGGGCAUGCUGCCGGUGCGCUGGAUGGCGCCCGAGAGUCUGACGCUCGGCGUGUUCUCUCCCGCGUCUGACGUGUGGUCGUUCGGCGUACUGCUGUACGAGAUCGUCACCUUCGGCUCGUUGCCGUUCCAGGGCUUGAGCAAUAGUGAGGUUCUGGCUCGCGUCAAAGCUGGUCAUACUCUCGAGUUACCACCCGGACUCAAACCACAAUUGGAGGGGCUGAUCAAGUCGUGCUGGCAGCAGGAGCACAAGGCGCGGCCGAGCGCGGCGGAGGUGGCGGCGUUCUUGGCGGACUGGCCGCGGCUGCUGGCGCCGUGCCUGGCGCUGCCGCUGGACGCGCUGCCGCUCGACGCCGACGCCGACGCCGCGCCGCCCUGGCGGCUGCGGGCCGACAUCAUGGAGUCGCGCUGGGUGUCGUGGGCGGCGCCGCCGUCGGCCGGCACCGACACCACGUACCUGAGCUCGGACGACGCGCCGCCGCGGGACUGCGAUGCUUUCCUGCCCACGCCCUGACUUCCAAAAUACAAUCUAAUUCUUCCGAAAUACUAUCAAGAGUUUCGUUUUCCGUUUCGAUGGAACCACUCUUAAUGAACAUUCCGUAUUCUAGUCAUAAUUUUUAAAAUGAAAUCCAUAAUAAAUAGGUACCUAACAAAUUUAUGCUUUAGACGACGGAUUUAUCUGAAAAACCAACCAAUUGACGUAGAUAGGUAAUGCGAGACGUUAAGACAAAAAAUUCUGGCUAAAUAUCUUCUUAUUCGUCAAACCAUGUGCAAUGUGAACCUUCACACUCACAUGGACGAAAUUAAAUAUAUUUGUCUGGGCUUACAAACUUAGAAUUAUUUUUAUAGGCGGUGGGCCAGCAAGUUAUCACUGUCUGAAUCUUAAUUCCAUUAUAAGGUAAUUCAUUAAAACGUGGCUUUUAUUUAUUUUCCAGACUGUUGGCUCUGUCUACCCUAUAAAAGAUAAAGACAUGAUGUAAUAUUUCAACAUGCAAAGUUAAAGUCCCUAAGUGCUAUAACGAAACUCUCAUUAAGAUUUGCCAUUUUUUAAACUGUUCCAAUCUCAUAUGAUAACAACUUAGGUGCUUAGAGGUGCUAAGACAUGCCAAUAAUACCUCAUGAUGCCAGAAGUCUGAAACCUACAUAAUAUGUAAUUGCUAGGUUUAUGUUAUAUAGGUACGUCAUAAUUGACGGCAUUAGUGCUGGGAAAGCUUUGAAUAAUUAACUAAGACUUCAGUUUUGAAAACCUGUUAGGUUAUUCUCAUCUGUGGGAAACUGGAAACAACCGAUUGGCUUAGUACUGUCACUAGGUACACAACUGGGUACUAACUGUAACUAAACCUAGUUACGGCCAGUCCCAACCAGGGCACUAUUAUAAAUUAAUUUGAAAUUUUAAUUGUGAGAAAAACAUGAUCCUUUCUUGAAGUGAUAGAUAUAGAUAUAGGUAGACAUAGUUAAUUAAACGAUUAAGUAGGAAAAUCAAAAAUAUAAAGAUGAAAGCAAAUUUUGCAAAAUAAAUAUAUUUUUACAAAAGUUUUA